This is a messenger RNA of Micromonas commoda, 1401 nucleotides long. RefSeq lists its product with no specific name. The transcript has a single exon. The coding region runs from base 1 to 1401 and encodes 466 amino acids. The record is from RefSeq and is a predicted model, not a curated record. Lineage: Eukaryota; Viridiplantae; Chlorophyta; Mamiellophyceae; Mamiellales; Mamiellaceae.
AUGAACCCACCCACCCACGACUCGGCCGCGAAUUUUCCCGCGAACGACCUGACGCAAUUUUGGAUGCCCCUCGAGAAGCAGCCCCCGAAACCUACCGGAUCCAUUGACGAGGGACACUCCUCCGCUUCCACCCGCUUCAUGAGCAAGCUGCUUGUGCAUCGAGUGUACACGCAGCUCAUCGUCGCAGGCACACGUCGUCACGCUCGUCGCAGACCGCGUCUCAACCCGCCCAAACCCAGGCUCGCCGUCGCGGCCGCGAUGGACAAGAAUCCCGAGACGAACAAGUACGUGGGCUACCACCGCGAAGAGGUUGGGUCCGAGAGCCUCGUCGGGACCGUGAAACACUUCGAUUGUCACGCGUUCCUCGUGCACGGCGAUGCGGACGCGUGGCCCGGCGAGGAGUUCGACGCCGAGGGCGACGCCGCGAAGACGCUCCACGACGCCAUCAAGACCGCCGCGGGGGAGCACAAGAGCGGCGUUCACCAGUUCAAGCCGGGAACCUCCGCGGUGGGCAAGGUGAAGCUGAACCUCUCUGAGACGGGCGCGAGGGGAGCGACGGGGGACGAGGCUGGCGACGUGAUCAUGUUUCCGCAGAUGCGCAGGCACAGGCUCGGCGCCGACGCCGUCAACGACCCGGCCGUGGUGGCCGACUUUGUCAGGCGCGCGAUCGUAUCCAGCGAUGACGCCGGCGAGGCUCUCUCGCACCGCGCGCACCUCUUCGUGUGCACGCACAUGAAGCGCGACGCGAGGUGCGGCGUCUGCGGCCCCGCGCUCAUCGAAUCCAUACGCGACGAGUUGAAGCGCCUCGACAUCGCGGACGACGCCGUCGCGGUGCGGGGGUGCAGCCACACCGGCGGGCACAAGUACGCCGGAAAUCUCCUCCUCUUCGUCCCCGAGAAGGGUUUGGCGGCGAAGGUCGAGGACGCGGGGGAGACUAAGGGCGUCUGGUACGGAUACGUCACCGCGGCUGAGAUUCCCGCGGUGCUGGAGCGCACGGUGAUGCGCGGCGAGGUCAUCCCGCGGCUUUGGCGGGGAUCCAUGGGCAUGCGACCCGACGAACACGAAGCCGCGGCGGCGGCGGAGGCAAAGAGAAUCGGGGAGCCUUGGCCGCCUCUAAAGACGCCUUGCGACGCGUGCAACGAGGAAGGAGGAGGAGGAGGUGGUGGUGGAGGAGGGGAGCUCAAGGACAUCGAGGACGUGGUGGCCGGCGGGCGCGUGAUGAAAUCGGUCGAGACCGACCCGGAUGAUGACGUGUCAAAAUGCGACGUGCGCGUGGGUUCCGACGGCGCCGCGAGCCUCGCGGGGGACGAGUGGCCUCCCAGGUGGUGGGAUCGGGUGGCCAUUGGCGGGAUGGUCGCCGGACUCGCGGGUAUGCUCGCGGGUGUAGUGUUUGAUCGUUGA